This is a messenger RNA of Labrus bergylta (ballan wrasse), 4015 nucleotides long. It is a transcript of the gene top3a, whose product is annotated as DNA topoisomerase III alpha. Gene Ontology annotation, biological process: DNA topological change. Gene Ontology annotation, cellular component: nucleus; chromosome. The record is from RefSeq and is a predicted model, not a curated record. Lineage: Eukaryota; Metazoa; Chordata; Actinopteri; Labriformes; Labridae. Gene Ontology annotation, molecular function: DNA binding; zinc ion binding; DNA topoisomerase type I (single strand cut, ATP-independent) activity.
GGCAGUAUUUCCGGCAGUGUUUGACAGGCGGGCGCGGAGUUUGUAAACAGUUAGCCUGUCACUGUUUCUGCUCUUUAAAAGUUUUUAUUCUGCAGGUUUUUUACAGAUUAUCGUCAUUGUUGUUUUCAUUACUCGGUUUUAUUGUUUAGGAGUGACGUCAGAGAGCAGGUGAACUCUUUUUAGCUCUUUUUGUUUCUGUGUUUGGAGUCAUGGCUUCUGUUAGCUAGGUUAGUUACCAUGCUAACACCGCAGAGUCUGCGUCAGGUGAGAGGAGCGGACAGGUAUGUUACAGCACCUCCUCUGGAGGUCUUUGCUUAGAUCUGGACUACAGCAGCCAUCCGUCCUACGGAGGGUUUUCAGCGGGUGUUUGGACUCAGCUCGGCCGGCCGACAUGAACCGGAACCGGGUUCAGAUCCGGAAAGUUCUGUGUGUGGCCGAGAAGAACGAUGCUGCUAAGAGCAUCUCCGAGAUCCUGUCCGGGGGGAGGGCCAGGAGGAGAGAAGGGAUGUCCAAGUUUAAUAAAAUCUAUGAGUAUGAGUAUCAUCUCCUUGGUCAGGACGUGACCAUAACCAUGACGUCGGUCUCUGGACAUUUACUGGGCCUGGAGUUCAAAGCACAGUUUCAGAAAUGGCACAGCUGUAACCCUGUGCUGCUGUUUGAUGCCGAGGUGGAGAAAUACUGUCCAGAGAACAUGAUUCAAAUCAAGCGUACUCUGGAGAAAGAAGUGAGGCAGUGUCAGGCUUUAGUCAUCUGGACCGACUGUGACAGAGAGGGAGAAAACAUCGGCUUUGAAGUCAUCAACGUCUGCAGAGCAGUGAAGCCGAACCUUCGCGUCUUUCGGGCAAAGUUUUCUGAGAUCACUCAGCAGUCGAUUCGUCGAGCCUGUGAGAGUCUGACGGAGCCCGACGUGAACGUCAGCGAUGCGGUUGAUGUUCGCCAGGAGCUCGACCUUCGGAUAGGUGCGUCUUUCACUCGAUUCCAGACGCUUCGUCUGCAGAAGAUCUUUCCAGAAUCUCUGUCCAAUCAGCUGAUCUCAUACGGCAGCUGUCAGUUUCCCACGCUGGGUUUCGUGGUGGAGCGAUUCAAAGCCAUCCAGGCGUUUCUACCUGAAACUUUCUACAAGAUCAAAGUGAUCCAUGAGGUGGAGGAGGACGUGGUGGAGUUUACCUGGAAGAGAAACCGUCUGUUCCAUCACACAGCGUGCCUCGUGCUCUACCAGAUCUGCAUGGAGGAUCCCAUGGCAACCGUCACCUCGGUAACCAGCAAACCGAAGAGCAAGUGGAGACCUGUACCUCUGGACACGGUGGAGUUGGAGAAACUCGCCUCUCGGAAGUUAAGAAUAAACGCUAAAGAAACGAUGAAAAUAGCAGAAAAACUCUACACGCAGGGGUUCAUCAGCUACCCCCGCACAGAGACCAAUAUGUUCCCCCCUAACCUGCCGCUGCGCCCCCUAGUGGAGCAGCAGACUCACAGUCUGGCAUGGGGGACGUUUGCUCAACGUGUCCUCGAUCAGCUAGAAGGUCCAAACCCCCGACAGGGCAAGAAAUCUGACCAGGCCCAUCCCCCCAUUCACCCCACCAAGUACAGCAGCUCUCUGCAGGGAAACGAAGGUCGUCUGUACGAGUUCAUCGUCAGACACUUCCUGGCCUGUGUUUCCCAGGAUGCUUUGGGGCAGGAGACGGUCGUAGACAUUGACAUCGCUCAGGAGAAGUUCUCCACCUCAGGACUCAUGAUCAUUGAGAGGAACUACCUGGAUGUUUACCCGUACGACAGGUGGAGCACCAAGUUGAUCCCGGUGUAUGAGCAGGGCUCUCAGUUUCAGCCGUCUUCGAUCGAGAUGUUGGACGGUCAGACGAGUCCUCCUCAGCUGCUGACUGAAGCCGACCUCAUCUCACUGAUGGAGAAACACGGCAUCGGCACAGAUGCGACACAUGCAGACCACAUUGAGACAAUAAAGAGUCGGAUGUACGUCGGUCUGACCGCUGAUCAGAGGUUUCUACCAGGAGAGCUUGGCAUGGGACUGGUGGAGGGGUAUAACUCAAUGGGUUAUGAGAUGUCUAAACCAAACCUGCGAGCUGAGUUGGAGGCGGAUCUGAAGCUGGUUUCUGAGGGCAGGAAGGACAAACUGAGCGUGCUUCAACAUUACAUCCUGAAAUAUAAAACCGUUUUCAUGGAGUCGGCGAGGAAAGCAAAGAAGUUGGAUGAUGCUCUGGAGCCGUAUCUGGGAGCAGCUCAGGUGAUCCCUGAGGCAGAACAGCAGGAGCUGGAGAUCCCUCAGCCAGUCAGAAAGUGUCCUCAGUGUGGGCGGGACAUGGUGCUGAAGAAGAAGAGGGAGGGGAACAGUAAAUUCCUGACCUGCGUUGGUUACCCUGCGUGUAAAUCAGCCGUGUGGUUUCCUGACUCCGUCCUAGAGGUCAGCAGAGACGAUGGCGUGUGUCAGAGCUGUCAGCCACGCCCCAUUCACAUGUUGAAGUUCAAGUUUCGCAGAGGCAGCCUCCCUCCCAUCAUGCCGCUGGAGUUUGUGGGCUGCAUCGGAGGCUGUGACGAGACGCUCAGAGAAGUUCUGGACCUGAAAUACCUCAGAGGAGGGGGGGGCGGGGCAGAGGACCACUUUCCCCCUGCUCCAAGGCCCCCCAGACCAAAACCACCCAGGACGUCAAACCCUCGACCCUCCCUCCCUCCUGUCCCCUCCUGGACCCUGCAGCAGAGGCUUCCACCAGGGGGCAGCGUGGGCACGGACACCAGCAGUGAUGUCAUCAUGUGUAACUGUGGGCAGACCGCUCUCCUCCUCACCGUGCGUAAAGAGGGUCCAAACCACGGCCGCAAGUUCUACAAGUGCAGCGCCAACAGCUGCAGCUUCUUCCUGUGGGCGGACCAGCCAAGCCAGCAGGGGGCACAACAGAGCAGAGGGCCUCCUCUGCAGACACCACAGCCUCCAAGGCCCUCUCUGGGGUUCAGGAACAGUCCUGCAGGAGGAGGCGGCAGGGGGGAGGAGGGGGAGGAAGCAGGUCAGACAAUGUGUAACUGUAACGAGGCGGCGGUGACCAAGACGGUGCAGAAAGACGGACCGAAUAAAGGACGAACGUUUCACACCUGCAACAAACCUCGAGAACAACAGUGUGGGUUCUUCCUGUGGGCUGACGAGAACAUGCCGCUGCCAGGAGGACUCGGAGGAUUUCAUGGAGACAGAGAGAAGAAGGCGAGGAAGAUAACGGCAGAUAACUCUGCUAACAAACCUCCAGCUGCUAAGAAAGCUCGUACCUGUGGAAUCUGCAGCAUGCCGGGCCACACCCGAGUCACCUGUCCUCAGAGGUGACGGCUGCUGUGACAUGAGGUGACAACUGAUGUGUUUUUACGUCACAGGAAACAGGAAACAGUCACUGCAAUUCUGAGAACGGUUUUACAUAGAAAUAACGUCGGAGAGCUGGCGGAGCUCAAACUAAGAUUUAACCCUCUGUGUUCAGGCCUCAUCACCACCUGUUUGGAGCUCCCCCUGCUGACCGGCUGCGGUACAGCUCAUAGUCCUCCAUGUUAACAGAUGGGACACAUCAUGAUAAUCUCACGUCAUUUUGGGUUUCAUUCAUCUCUUUUUUCUGACAAGUUUAGUUUGAAUCAGUUAUUUUAAAAGAGGAGUAUGACACCAUGAUGGACAGCUGGGUUGACCAAUGAGGCGCCUGCGUUGCUGUGUGAUGGUCAGAGUAGAGGAGAAACGUCACAUCGUUGAACUUUCCAUCACUGUGAGCAUCAGCUUCAAACAGACACAAGAAUCUGUCACCUGAGCGACCUCUGACCUUUUAACAGGAAGGUUGACCUGAGCGACCUCUGACCUUUAAUGGACCCUCAUGUUACAACAUUUGAGCGUUGUCAUGGAGAUAUAGUGUAUUCAUCGUGGUCAGGAGGAGGCGGAGUCACGCUGUGAGAUCACAAACUCUUCAGCUGAUUGUUUGAUGUGUUUUUUUAUCUGUGUCUUCUUCGUGGUUACUGAAUAAACUCAAAGCAUUUUAAAGGAUUUCAA